Messenger RNA from Melitaea cinxia (Glanville fritillary), 1977 nucleotides. It is a transcript of the gene blw, whose product is annotated as ATP synthase subunit alpha, mitochondrial. Lineage: Eukaryota; Metazoa; Arthropoda; Insecta; Lepidoptera; Nymphalidae. Gene Ontology annotation, molecular function: proton-transporting ATP synthase activity, rotational mechanism; ATP binding; ADP binding. Bases 62 to 1720 code for a protein of 552 amino acids. Gene Ontology annotation, biological process: proton transmembrane transport; proton motive force-driven ATP synthesis. The transcript is spliced from 10 exons. The record is from RefSeq and is a predicted model, not a curated record.
GUCGCGAGCGGGGUAUAGCACGACCCUUUCGUCUACCAGAUAAAUUAAGUACUUGUUAAAAAUGUCGCUGAUCUCCGCUCGUUUGGCCUCCUCGGUGGCCAGGCGCUUGCCUAAUGCUGCCAACCAGGUAUCGAAGGUCGCCGUCCCCGCGGUGGCGGUGGCUUCCCGCAAGCUCCAUGUCUCUUGUCCACAAAGGGCUGCCGAAAUCUCCACAAUCCUGGAGGAGAGAAUCCUCGGUGCCGCACCCAAGGCCGAUUUAGAGGAAACUGGCCGUGUGCUGAGCAUCGGUGACGGUAUUGCCCGUGUGUAUGGUCUCAAGAACAUCCAGGCUGAGGAGAUGGUGGAAUUCUCCUCGGGUCUUAAGGGUAUGGCACUCAACUUGGAACCCGAUAACGUCGGUGUGGUCGUCUUCGGUAACGACAAGCUGAUUAAGGAAGGUGAUAUCGUGAAGCGUACAGGCGCCAUCGUAGACGUACCCGUCGGCGAACAGCUGCUCGGUCGCGUCGUGGACGCUCUGGGUAACCCCAUCGACGGCAAGGGCCCCAUUGGCACCAAGACGCGUAUGCGUGUCGGUAUCAAGGCCCCCGGUAUCAUCCCCCGUGUGUCCGUGCGCGAGCCUAUGCAGACUGGUAUUAAGGCCGUGGACUCGCUUGUACCAAUUGGUCGUGGGCAGCGUGAGUUGAUUAUUGGUGACCGUCAGACUGGUAAGACUGCCCUGGCCAUCGACACUAUUAUCAACCAGCAGCGUUUCAACAAGGGUGAAGAUGAGAAGAAAAAGCUGUACUGCAUCUAUGUUGCUAUUGGUCAAAAGAGAUCCACUGUCGCUCAGAUUGUGAAGAGGCUUACUGAUGCUGGUGCCAUCAACUACACAAUCAUUGUGUCUGCUACUGCCUCUGAUGCUGCCCCUCUACAGUACUUGGCUCCUUACUCUGGCUGUGCCAUGGGAGAGUUCUUCCGCGACAACGGCAAGCACGCCCUGAUCAUCUAUGACGAUCUUUCCAAGCAGGCUGUUGCUUACCGUCAGAUGUCUCUUCUGCUGCGUCGUCCCCCGGGUCGUGAGGCCUAUCCCGGUGAUGUGUUCUACCUCCACUCCCGUCUGCUCGAGCGUGCCGCCAAGAUGUCUGACAAGAUGGGUGGCGGUUCCCUUACUGCUCUCCCAGUUAUUGAGACCCAAGCUGGUGACGUAUCUGCCUACAUUCCCACCAACGUGAUCUCCAUCACUGAUGGCCAAAUCUUCUUGGAAACCGAGUUGUUCUACAAGGGUAUCCGACCAGCCAUCAACGUCGGUCUGUCUGUAUCCCGUGUAGGAUCAGCUGCUCAGACCAAGGCCAUGAAACAGGUAGCUGGCUCCAUGAAACUGGAGUUGGCUCAAUACCGUGAAGUUGCUGCUUUCGCCCAGUUCGGGUCAGAUUUGGACGCUGCUACUCAGCAACUGCUUAACCGUGGUAUGCGUCUUACUGAGCUGCUCAAGCAGGGACAGUAUGUCCCCAUGGCCAUUGAGGAACAGGUUGCCAUCAUCUACUGCGGUGUCCGUGGACAUCUCGACAAACUUGACCCCACCAAGAUCACAGCUUUCGAAAAGGAGUUCACCCAGCAUAUCAAGACUAGCCACCAGGGUUUGCUCAACACCAUCGCUAAGGAUGGCCAGAUCACGCCCGAAUCCGAUGCUGCAUUGAAGAAGAUUGUCACUGAUUUCCUUGCUACUUUCACUUCACAGUAAAGCACCUAGCAACGACGAAUUUGCUUUAGAAUUGUACAAGUGAAUGCAAAAUAAGUAAUUCAUUGUACAAUUUUAAGGCAAGAGUAAAUAUUAAGUGACCAUUAAUUGAAGCAUUCAAUUAAAUCAAAAGUACAAUGCUUAAAUCAGUGGUCUAGUAGUGGUCAUUCGUAAGGACUGUAUUGAAUGUGGAUAUAAUCAUGGAAUGUAUUUAUCUUUUGGAGUCAGCAGUGGUUAUAUAUAAAUAAAAUUAUUAUUUA